AUGCUGCGUCUUUUAUCGGUAGUAUAUUUACUGCUUCUUUUUGAAAUUACAGUCGCACAGACACUGUACGAUGAAACCAAUCAAAACAUAAGAUUCUACGAGUUCAAUAUCACUCAAAAAUCCAUUAAUCCAGACUGUUCAAAUCAAACAACGCCUGCUUUCUUGAUCAACGAACAGAUGCCCGGUCCUGUUGUAUCUGCGACACAAGGUGAUAUUGUGCGUGUCCUUGUUCGUAACCAACUUGAACAUGGUCCAAAUGAAGUAUCUAUUCAUUUUCAUGGUAUUCGUCAGUAUGGUUCUGUUCAUUCAGAUGGUGUGCCCUAUUUAACACAAAAGCCCAUUGCUCCUGGAGAGACAUUUUUGCAUGAAUUUCGAGUCAUCAAUCAGGCCGGAACUUUUUUCUAUCAUGCACAUGUAGGCAUGCAGGAAUCCACUUUAUUUGGGCCUAUUAUUAUUUAUGAAUCCGAGGAUGCUGAUCCGGAGAAUUACAUGAAAAAAAAACGAUUAAGCCGCCUUACCUUUCCAAAAAGUAGCGAUGAUGAAGACAGCGACGAAGAUGAAGAUGAAGAUGAAGAAGAAGACUAUCGCAUGUCUGCUGGUCCUUAUGAAUAUGACGAAGAACGUACCUUGAUACUAAGUGAAUGGUGGCAUCGAACACAUACUGAAUUAGAAGAAUACUUGUUGGGUCCUAAUUUUAAAGGCAUUCCUGAAGCAGAGACAAUUCUGAUUAAUGGAAUGGGACUAAGAGACCCAAAUAAUAUUGAAGAAUCUGAAUGCCGAGGAUACGAUGUGAUUCCUGUAAAGCCAAACAAGACCUAUCGAUUAAGAGUGAUUGGUGCCACUGCUUUCCGAACACUCGGCCUUGCCAUAGCCAACCAUAACUUGACAAUCAUUGAAGUCGACGGUGAAUUGACUCAGCCUCAUACCGUUAAUGAACUCGAAGUUGCUUCGGGCCAGCGUUUCUCAGUUCUGUUGAAAACACAUCAUGAUAUCGAUGACUUUGGUAUUCAAGUCGUUCGACGAUGGUCUGACGAUAUUCAGAGAGCUACCAAUGGUCUGGCUGUCUUGCGAUAUGAGCCUGAAGUCCAUCAAGAAUCCAAUGAUCGCGGUGUAUUGCAUCUCAAGAACCCAUUUGUCCGAGUUGCACCCCAUCAUGUUCCUUCCUUUGAUGGUCCCGAUAAAGAACUCCCUAACUGGCUUUGGCCCAAUAUCCAACCUCUUCAUGGUGUUGACCCUAUUGUCUACAAAUCUCCCAGUAGAACCAUUGUGUUACGAGCAACAGACAAGAAACAAAGUGAUGGUCGUUCUAGAUGGUAUAUCAAUGAAGUGUCUUAUUCAGAAGAAAUGAGCCAUGAAAUGCCUAUUCUUGAACAACUCAGAUUAGAUCGUCGUCCUUUGCCUGCCAUAGAUAACUUGAAAGCUUCUAGUAAUGGCUAUGACCGCAACUUGGGUACUUAUCCUAUACGACACUUUGAAAUUGUGGACUUCGUAUUUCAAUCUACACAUAUACCUGGUGAACCUUGUCGUAGUCAUCCUUGGCAUACACAUGGUCACUCUCAUUGGGAAAUAGCCAAUGGUAUGGGUGAAUACAGUCAAAAAAAGCAUGGUCAUAUAAGAAAUGUCAAGACGCCUAUUCAAAAGGAUAUUACUAUGGUAUACCCUUUUAUUGAUCCUCAACUUUCUAUCCCACAAAACAACCGUCGUGCUGUAGGUUGUGGGUGGUCCAAAGUGCGAAUACUAGCUGAUAAUCCGGGUAUUUGGGCCAUUCAUUGUCAUAACACAGCACACAUGUUGAUGGGCAUGAUGACAGCCAUUGAAGAAGCGCCAGAACUUAUUUCAAGAACAAGUAGAUCAAGAUAA
Molecule: messenger RNA, 1860 nt
Organism: Gilbertella persicaria
Lineage: Eukaryota; Fungi; Mucoromycota; Mucoromycetes; Mucorales; Choanephoraceae
Product: Cupredoxin
Exons: 2
Coding region: 1-1860 (619 amino acids)
Molecular function (GO): oxidoreductase activity; copper ion binding
Source: RefSeq, a predicted model, not a curated record